This is a messenger RNA of Mandrillus leucophaeus (drill), 2421 nucleotides long. RefSeq names its product collagen, type IX, alpha 3 (gene COL9A3). The coding region runs from base 4 to 2058 and encodes 684 amino acids. The transcript is spliced from 32 exons. The record is from RefSeq and is a predicted model, not a curated record. NCBI's taxonomy places the organism in Eukaryota, Metazoa, Chordata, Mammalia, Primates, Cercopithecidae.
GCCAUGGCCCGGCCGCCCGCGCUCGCCCCGCUGCUGCUCCUGCUCCUGCUCGGGGAGCUCCUGGCGGCCGCCGGGGCGCAGAAAGUGGGACUCCCAGGCCCUCCAGGCCCCCCAGGGCUGCCAGGGAAGCCCGGCCAGGACGGCAUUGACGGCGAAACUGGACCUCCAGGUCUGCCUGGGCCCCCGGGACCAAAGGGGGCCCCAGGAAAGCCGGGGAAAUCAGGAGAGGCCGGGCUGCCAGGACUGCCGGGUGUGGACGGUCUGACUGGGCGAGAUGGACCCCCUGGACCCAAGGGUGCCCCUGGGGAACGGGGAAGUCUGGGACCCCCGGGGCCGCCCGGGCUGGGGGGCAAAGGCCUCCCUGGACCCCCCGGAGAGGCAGGAGUGAGCGGCCCCCCAGGUGGGAUCGGCCUCCGCGGCCCCCCGGGACCGUCUGGACUCCCCGGCCUCCCUGGCCCCCCGGGACCUCCCGGACCCCCUGGACACCCAGGAGUCCUCCCUGAAGGCGCCACUGACCUUCAGUGCCCAAGUAUCUGCCCACCAGGUCCCCCAGGGCCCCCUGGAAUGCCGGGGUUCAAGGGACCCACUGGCUACAAAGGCGAGCAGGGGGAAGUCGGCAAGGACGGCGAGAAGGGCGACCCUGGCCCCCCUGGGCCCGCCGGCCUCCCGGGCAGCGUGGGGCUGCAGGGCCCGCGGGGAUUACAAGGACUGCCAGGGCCACUCGGGCCCCCUGGGGACAGGGGUCCCAUCGGGUUCCGAGGGCCGCCUGGGAUCCCAGGAGCGCCUGGGAAAGCGGGUGACCGAGGCGAGAGGGGCCCAGAAGGGUUCCGUGGCCCCAAGGGUGACCUCGGCAGACCUGGUCCCAAGGGAAUCCCCGGAGUGGCCGGGCCAAGUGGGGAGCCGGGCAUGCCGGGCAAGGACGGCCAGAAUGGUGUGCCAGGACUCGAUGGCCAGAAGGGAGAGGCUGGUCGCAGCGGUGCUCCGGGAGAGAAGGGCCCCAACGGGCUGCCGGGCCUCCCCGGACGAGCAGGGUCCAAAGGCGAGAAGGGAGAAAGGGGCAGAGCUGGGGAGCUGGGUGAGGCUGGCCCCUCGGGAGAGCCAGGCGUCCCUGGAGAUGCUGGCAUGCCUGGGGAGCGCGGUGAGGCUGGCCACCGGGGCUCAGCGGGGGCCCUCGGCCCACAAGGCCCUCCUGGAGCCCCUGGCAUCCGAGGCUUCCAGGGCCGGAAGGGCAGCAUGGGAGAACCCGGCCUUCCAGGCCCCCAGGGCCUCCGAGGUGAUGUGGGCGACCGGGGUCCGGGAGGCACCGCAGGCCCUAAGGGAGACCAGGGCAUUGCAGGUUCUGACGGUCUUCCUGGGGAUAAAGGAGAACUGGGUGCCAGCGGCCCGGUCGGACCCAAGGGAGAGUCUGGCAGUCGAGGGGAGCUGGGCCCUAAAGGCAUCCAGGGUCCUAACGGCACCAGCGGCGUUCAGGGUGUCCCCGGACCCCCCGGUCCUCUGGGCCUCCAGGGCGUCCAGGGUGUUCCUGGCAUCACGGGGAAGCCGGGCGUUCCGGGGAAGGAGGCCAGCGAGCAGCGCAUCAGGGAGCUGUGUGGGGGGCUGAUCAGCGAACAAAUUGCACAGUUAGCCACGCACCUGAGGAAGCCUUUGGCACCGGGGUCCAUUGGCCGGCCCGGUCCAGCUGGCCCCCCUGGACCCCCAGGACCCCCAGGCUCCAUCGGUCACCCUGGCGCUCGAGGACCCCCCGGAUACCGCGGUCCCACUGGGGAGCUGGGAGACCCCGGGCCCAGAGGAAGCCAGGGUGACAGAGGAGACAAAGGCGUGGCAGGAGCAGGGCUGGACGGGCCUGACGGAGACCAGGGUCCCCAAGGACCCCAAGGCGUGCCCGGCACCAGCAAGGAUGGCCAGGACGGUGCUCCCGGCGAGCCUGGGCCUCCCGGAGAUCCUGGACUUCCAGGUGCCAUUGGCGCCCAGGGGACACCGGGGAUCUGCGACACCUCAGCCUGCCAAGGAGCUGUGUUAGGAGGGGUCGGGGAAAAAUCAGGCUCUAGAAGCUCAUAAAAUUCAACAUAAGGAAAUGAGCAAGUGACAAGAACGCCUGAAGCACAGUGGGGCGGUCAUGAAGGAGCAGGGGUGUGGCAGGCUGGCGACGUCCAGGAGAGUGAGCGCCCCAGCUGCCCCUCGGCCGCCGACUGGACGCGCGGGCCCUGCCAGCGAGCACCCUCAUCGGGCUGUCGCCUGACCGCAUACCUCAAAAGGCCCUAGCUGAUAAACGUGUAAGCCCAGCAUUUGAGAGAAGGUAGGGUGUUUGUAUAAAACGUUGUGUACAAUUCCAUGAGAUGCAAAAUAUUCAGUAACUUGUUCACAUAGCAUUUCUGUAGAGGCUGUGAUCGCAUCCCAAUAAAAUGAUGUAUUAAAUCUUCA